ACCGAAAGAAGUUAAAUGUAAAAUUGAGUCGUUUAACGACACAGAAACAGAUUUAAAAACAGUUUGUUUAUAAAUAUGUAAAUAUUUAACAAACUUGAUGGCAAUGUCUACUUCUUUAGUGGUAGCAGCAAUCGACUUUGGUACAACUUUUUCAAGUUGGGGAUUUUCAUUCAAGCACGAGUUUAAGAUUGAGCCGACAAAGGUCAAGACAAAAACCUGGACUGGAUUAGAGUCGGCCAUAUCGUUAAAAGGGCCUACAACGAUUCUUAUCAGUCCUGAUGGACAAACAUUUGAUAGUUUUGGUUUUGAUGCUGAAACAAAAUAUGCUGAACUGGCAGAAGAGCAGAAGCAUAAAGAAUGGUACUUCUUCAAGAGAUUUAAGAUGCAACUGUAUGACAAAAUUAAUAUCCAAAAAGAUUUUACAAUUGAAGAUGCAACAGGUAAAUCUCUGAUGGCGAAAACAGUGUUUUCAUUAUCCAUAGGAUACCUUAAAAAUGAUCUUAUGGGCAUGACAAAGAAACAAGUAAUUGACCAAAAUAUAUCAGAGGACGAUAUAAAAUGGGUUUUAACAAUUCCUGCAAUAUGGAACGAUGUAGCCAAACAAUUUAUGCGAGAAUCUGCGGAAGAUGCAGGAAUAAAAGAGGAGCGUCUCAUUAUUGCCCUUGAACCGGAAGCUGCAUCUAUUUAUUGCCAUUUACUUCCAACAACAAGAAAUCAGGAUUCACUUGGGCAAUUACAAAGCGGGAGUAAAUAUGUCAUACUAGAUGCUGGAGGAGGAACAGUUGACAUAACAGUUCACGAAACUACACAAUCAAAGGAGCUUAUAAAUCUGGCUAUUUCAUACUCAAACGAAACAGGGGCUGAUGUAAUGAAAUCGUUUAAAGAGGAUAAUGUAGAAGAGUACAUGGAUCUGAUGAGAGCCUUUGAGAUCAAGAAGAGAGAAGCCAAACCAGACAAAAAAGUGGCCAUAAGGAUACCCGUUUCUCUGACUGAUGCAGUAAAGGCAAUUAGAGUUACACCCGUACAAACUGUAAUAGCUGAGUCCAAGUACAAGGAUAGUAUACGUUUAACUGGAGACAAACUAAAACUUAAUUCAGAUGUCAUUAAUGGUUUCUUCCAAGAAUCUCUGAAAAAAUUUUCAAAUCAUUUAACUAACUUACUUCAAAAACCGGAGUUGGAUGAAUGUGAAACUUUGCUAAUGGUUGGUGGUUAUUCAGAGUCGCUUUUACUUCAGCAACAUAUUACGAAAACGUUUCCAAACAUGAAAAUCGUUGUACCAUCAGAUGCUGGGCUUGCUGUGUUAAAAGGCGCCGUGAUAUAUGGCCACGAUCCUACUGUGAUUUCACAAAGAGUUUGUAAGUACACGUAUGGGAAUGAUGGGGUGCAUGAUUAUAACACAAAUUGCACACACCCGCCUAGCAGGAGAGCCUUUGAAAACGGCAUUGAGCUCUGUUAUGAUAUAUUCUUUGUGCAUGCUCGUGCUGGGGAUGUCAUUAAGCUAGGAAAAGAAUGCAAAACAAAACAAUUUUAUCCGCUCGAACCAUUACAGAAGAGGAUAACAUUCGAUAUAUUCUGUACAAAAGAACAAAAGCCAGAGCUAGUUACGGAUCCAGGUUGUGUGAAAUUGGGAAGCGUUACAAUACCAAUGCUUGACACAACUGGUGGAUGUUCUCGACGCGUUAUUGUGAGUUUUCUGUUCGGCGGAACAGACAUAGAAGUCAAAGUGAAAGACCCAAGGGAAGGAACAGUGCGUAAAGUGAAAGUUUCGUUUUUGGGAUAA
This is a messenger RNA of Ruditapes philippinarum (Manila clam), 1780 nucleotides long. RefSeq names its product heat shock 70 kDa protein 12A-like. The transcript has 6 exons. The coding region runs from base 98 to 1780 and encodes 560 amino acids. Lineage: Eukaryota; Metazoa; Mollusca; Bivalvia; Venerida; Veneridae. Gene Ontology annotation, molecular function: ATP binding; ATP-dependent protein folding chaperone. The record is from RefSeq and is a predicted model, not a curated record.